Messenger RNA from Metarhizium album ARSEF 1941, 717 nucleotides. Its product is annotated as vacuolar protein sorting-associated protein Vps28. Bases 1 to 717 code for a protein of 238 amino acids. Gene Ontology annotation, molecular function: protein-containing complex binding. The record is from RefSeq and is a predicted model, not a curated record. Gene Ontology annotation, biological process: protein transport to vacuole involved in ubiquitin-dependent protein catabolic process via the multivesicular body sorting pathway. Gene Ontology annotation, cellular component: ESCRT I complex. The transcript is spliced from 3 exons. Lineage: Eukaryota; Fungi; Ascomycota; Sordariomycetes; Hypocreales; Clavicipitaceae.
AUGCUUCCUCUGCAAGGCUAUGCGCCGACGCCGCAUAGCUACAUUCCCAACAGUAGUUUCUCAGCAACAAUCAAUCUAGACGAGGAAGUCAAGCUCACGGAGUCUCGGGCUGAGCGCGAUCUGCAGGACUCUCUCGCAGAACUCUUCAGUAUAAUCGUGACGCUUGACGAGCUCGAAAGGGCUUUUUUGAAGGAUGCGAUUCCCGAAGCAGAAUACACCGACAUCUGCGAGCGAUCGUUACGCCAGUACAAGGCGCUUUUGGCGGACGAGACAAUCGCCGCCGAGUUCCAGGGCCUUGAAGAAUUCAAAGCCAAAUGGGAUCUCCAAGCCCCCCGUGCUACCGAACGUCUCCGUGUCGGCAUGCCCUCGACCACCGUAACCGCAUCGUACUCGGCUCCCGGGCAGCAGACAUCCUCAGCUGCCAACAAUACGAGCGGUGUAUUAAUUCUCGAAGCCACGCAAGAGUUCAUUACGUUCCUCGACGCCGUGAAGCUGGGCAUGUUGUCCAAAGACCAGCUGCACCCCCUGCUAUCCGAUGUGAUUCAAUCUGUGAACCGUGUGACAGACCAGGAUUUUGAUAGCAGAGGCAAGAUUGUACAAUGGUUAAUCACGCUCAAUCAGAUGAAGGCUUCGGAUGAGUUAAGCGAACAGCAAGCCAGGGAGUUGGAGCUGGACAUACAGCAGGCAUAUCAGGGAUUCCGAAGAACGUUGACAUGA